UGUCUUCUUCCCGGAACCCGCUGGGCCAGAGCCCGGCGGUGGCCGGUGCGGCCCGAUCGCCCCCCCGGCAGCGGCGAGGACAUGGCGCGGACUCUCGGGACGUGGCUGGGCGGCUGCUUGCUAGUGACAGGGUUGGGAAUGGUGCCUCCUCCGGAAAACGUCAAAAUGAAUUCAGUUAAUCUCAAGAACGUUCUUCAGUGGGAGCCUCCUGCCUUCCCCAAAGGGAAUCUGACUUACACAGCUCAGUUCCAAAGUUAUAACAGCUUCCAAGAUAAAUGCAAGUGUACUACCUUGACGGAAUGUGAUUUCUCAAGUCUUUCCAAGUAUGGUGACCACACCUUGCGAGUCAGGACUGAAUUUGCAGAUGAGCAUUCAGACUGGGUAAACAUUACCUUUUGUCCUGUGGAUGACACCAUUAUCGGACCUCCUGGAAUACAAGUAGAAGCACUUGCUGAUUCUUUACAUAUGCGAUUCUUAGCCCCCAAAGUUGUGGAUGAACCUGAAACGUGGACCAUGAAGAAUUUUUAUACCUCGUGGGUUUAUAACGUACAGUAUUGGAAAAAUGGCACUGAUGAAAAGUUUCAAAUUACUGCUCCAUAUGAUUUUGAGGUCCUCCAAAAUCUGGAGCCGUGGACAACUUACUGUGUUCAAGUUCAAGGAUUUCUUCCUGAUAGGAACAAAACUGGGGAAUGGAGUCAGCCUGUCUGUGAGCAAACAACCAACGACGCAGAAACAACACCCUCCUGGAUUAUUACCAUCAUCCUCAUAGCCUCGGUUUUCACUGUCUUCCUCCUGCUCCUCGGCUGCUUUGCCUUGAUGUGGUACAUUUACAAGAAGGCAAAGUACACCUUCGCCCCUGGGAAUUCUCUUCCACAGCACCUGAAAGAGUUUUUGAGCUGCCCCCAUCAGAGUGCCCUGCUGUUUUUCUCCCCGCCGCCCCCUGAGGAGGAUGAAGUGUUUGACAAACUAAGCGUCAUUAUGGAAGACUUAGAAAGCAGCAAGCAGAGCCCUGGCGACAGGUGCAGCCUCAGGGCCUCAUCUCAGCAAGAACCCCUACAGCCAGUUUCUGAGCAGGAAAUGCAGGCCACCGGGCACAGUGACCUCCCACUUCUCACGGCUGCCUCUGAGGGGGACCAGAGCACCAAACAAGGGCCUCGGCCCCCUGAGCAAACCCCAGCUCUAGAACUCUCAGACACUGGACUCGUCUAAACAGCAAAAGAGCUGUAUUUUAAAGGCUUAUCUGGACAAAAUACUCUAUCCAGGGACUUGCUGCUUUAUAAAGAAUUUGUUAAUUAAAAAAAAAAAGUUGGCCACUGAGGGUCUAAUUUUCAGCCCUUUAUGUCCCACGUGGCCAAACAGUUAAGCGCUCAGCUGCUGCCUGAAAGGUUGACGGUUCAAGUCCACCCAGAGGCACCUUGGAAGAAAGGCCUGGCAAUCUACUUCCAAAAAUUCAGCCAUUGAUAACCCUAUGGAGCACAGUUCUACUGUGCAACACAUGGGGUCGCCAUGAGUUGGAAUUAACUCUACAGCAACGGGUCUGGUCUGCUCACUAAAAUACGGGCAAAGUCUAAAUUAUGAGAAGCAGAAAUAUUUAAAAUGAGGAAUAGAAACCGAGACACUGCAAAAUCCUUCCAGACUGCUAAUGGACUGAUCCGAGCAACAGCCUCAACUCAGAAGCGGUCAGCACAGUACUGUGAGGAACUCCAGCUGCUUUGAUUCUCACAGAUACUAUUCCCGAGUUUAUUUUUCUACUUGUGUAUGUUUUAUAUCUCUGCUAGUGCUCUAUUAAAUUUUGACUAUUUAACCUGAAUGUGUUCAUGACACUAGAUUUCAGUAAUUGUCAGAUAUUUCAUGAGGCUCUGUUUUCCAUCUGUGGUGUCCAUUCACUCAACAGGUGUUUCUUAGUACCUUCCUGCUGUCAGCCAGGCACUGUGUUAGCUACACAGUCCUCUGGGAGAUCCCAGGCUAAGCAACUCCCAAGAAUAGAAGGUCCCCGGGGCUUUGAAUUCCAACUCAGGCACGUACUAGCCUGUGACCUCCUGUUUUCCCCAUCUGUACAUGGAAAUGAUAAGACCUAAGGAUGAAUGACAUUACAUAAAAAGUGCCUGUCAUGGUGCCUGGCAAAGAGUAGUCAGUUGGUCAAUAACAACACAGUCUUCUGGGUGUGACUUUAACACCACAGACUGAGAUCAGCAAGAAAUAUCCCGUCCUCUGUGUCGGAUUGCCCAAGAAAGGCCCAUCAAAGCCUCCCAAUAUAGAAAGAACACUUUUUGAAAUAGUUUAGUUAUCAGGUGAAUACCCCAGGUUCUACUCAGCAUGACUUAUUACAGCCAAUAAACAAGAGGCUGAGGUGGGAGAUCGGAAAGAUGCCUGUACUUCCUUGCACAAGGAAAGGAGCAAUCAGGGCUCCCACCUGGAGACUGCUUGCAGGCAGCCUGGGGAGGUGGGAUUUUAUGGAGAGCAGACAAGGAAAUGCAAAUUCAUCGUGAAUAUUCAAGACUGACCUUCACACAGGCACUGGGGGAGGGGGGAGGGGGGCGGGAGCGGCUACUAUUGCAUUCUCUUUAGACAAGAGUUUCGAUUCUCCAGGAUGGAGGAAGGGGUGGAUUUUCCUUCCUUAGGAUGAGAUUUAAAUCUCCACCCAGAGGCGGGUUGAGGGUGUCUGUGGCCUAUUCUGUGGCUACCUUGUCAACGACAAUUUCAGAAGAAAAUGCAGCUUAUUCUGCUCAGUGUAGGAGGAUGACCCAGGGCAGGUGUCUCUUAGAAGGGCUGGGCUCUGAGGCUGCCUGCUUCAGUUUGACACUUUAAAAUGAAACAUCAUGGAGGAAAAUAAUCAGAACUUUGUUGACCUUACACUCAUUUUGUAGUUCAGUAUUUUAAAAUUAUUCUCAGUAGUGUACUGCAAAGGAGUGACCAGCAUAUUUUGGUUCUUAGCACAUCCAGAGAUCUGGGGUUAGUCGUAUGGCAAAAGAGAAAUCAGCUAAUUCUAUUGCCCAGUUAGGGAAACCCUGGGUGGUGUGAAUGGUUAAGCACUUGACUUCUAACCAAAAUGUUGGAGGUUUAAAUCCACCCUGGUGAUCUGCUUCUGAGAGAUCACAGCCUUGAAAACUCUGUGGAGUAUAGUUCUGUGCACACACAGGUCACCACCGUGGGUCAGAGUCAACCCAAUGGCAACCGGUUUGGAUUUUUUUGGUUAUUCUCCAGAUAAGCUUUCCCUUCCUGGAUGUGGAGUUGAUGGGAGGGCUGUCUUAAGUACUACGCUGCGUGGGUACAUUUGAUUUGAAAGAGAAGAAAGAGGUAUCUGGUGGCACAGUGGUUAAGCGCUUAGCUGCUAACCAAAAGUUUGGCAGUUGGAACCUAACGAGCUUCUCUGCAAGAGAAAGAUGUGGCGGUCUUCUUCCUUAUGGAUCACAGCCUUGGAAAGCCUGCGGGGUGGUUCUACUCUGUUCUGUAGGGUCGCUAUGAGUCAGGAUCCACUCGAUGGCAACAGGUUUGGGUUUUUGGUUUGUUUAAAUGAGAAAACUCUUCGACCCUGCGUGGUGCAAGCAGUUUGUGAUCUGCUGUUAACCUAAAGAUUGGAGGUUUGAACCCACUUGGCAGUUUCAUGGAAUAAAGGCCUGAUGAUCUGCUUCCGUAAAGAUUACAGCCAAGAAAACUCUACGGAGCAGUUCUACUCUGUCUCGUGAGUAGACUUGAGUCAGAAUCAGCUCAAGGGCAAUGGGUUUGGUUUUUUGUUUUUAAUGAGGAAGCCGUGCAGCCUUUGGGUUUCCAGGUCUCAGGCGUUUGCAAUAUUGAAGCAAGGGUUUGGUUGGGGCCUGUGGGUUUCAUGAGUAGAGAGGAACCCUAGCCAUUUCACUCACAGCAACCCGGGAAGGAGCAAGUCCUGCAGGGCAAAAGGUGUGUGGUUCCCUCGUGCAGCAAGGCCCAGGCAGUGGGCCCAGACUUCAAGGCCCCAGUGGGCUUAGACAGGAGGGUUUCAUCGGCCACCAUGCUGGGCUGAAGACUGGAGGGCUGUCUGCUUACUUUAAGGUAUCAGAGUAGCCUUGGAAGACUUCAGGCCCCAGGAAAUAGGAGGGCAGUGGUGGUUCAGUGGUAGAAUUCUCACCUUCCACACAGGAGUCAGGGGUUCAAUUCCCAGCCAAUGCACUCCAUGUGCAGCCCCCGCCCGUCUGUCACUGAAGGCCUGUGUGUUGCUGUGAUGCAGAACAGAUUUCAGACUAGACAGACUAGGAAGAAAGGCCUGGUGAUUUACUCUUAAAAAUCAGUGAAAACCCUCUGGAUCACAAUGGUCCAGUCUACAACUGAUCACAGGGAUGGUGCAGGACCAGGCAGCAUUUCGUUCCAUCGUGCCUGGGGGUCUCCAUGAGUCUGGGAGCUAACAACACCAGGGAGGAGGGCCAUCAGCCCACUCUCAAAAUAAAAGACUGGAUUUUCUGCCGUGACAACAGAAUGGGACCCAGAGUCUAAAUUCAUUUGGUUUAAAGAAAAUAAUGUGUCAACAUGCAUAGGCCAUGAUUCUCAGUGGUUUGGCAGAUACUAUGUAAUCAUCCUCUAUUUUGUGAUCUGAUGUGAGCAGCCAAUCAGUUGAAAUGGACCUUUCCUUGGGGGUGUGCCCUGCCUCCAAUAUAUAGGGAUGUUUUGGCAAAGCUCACUCUGUCUGGAUCCUGCACCUGACUUGUCGUUCUCUGACUUCCAGUUCUUGGACAUGAGCCAGCAGCCUGCCACCAGACAUGCAGAUUUGGGGAUUCACCAGCUCCCACAGCCCCAUGAGCCAGCAGCUGACUCUCUGACCUGCUCAUUUUGGAUCCAUCAGCCCCUGCAACCACAUGAGAAAGGAGAAGCCUCCAGCCUGAAACCUGACCCAUGGAUUUGGGACUUGCCAGCCUCCACAGCUGCGUGAGUCUGUAUGCGAGGAAACCCUGGUGGCAUAGUGGUUAAGUGCUAUGGCUGCUAACCAAAAGGUCCGCAGUUUGAAUCCACCAGGUGCUCCUUGGAAACUCUCUGGGGCAGUUCUACUCUGUCCUAUAGGGUCGCUAUGACUCGAAAGCAGUGGGUUGGUUAUAUAUAUAUAUACACACAUAUAUAUACACUUCACUGGGUUUGCUCCUAGGGAACCCAGCCUCACACUUGGAGGCGAAACUCAUAACCACGGCAAGCAACUAUUAAGCAAUGACAGCUGCCGUUUCUUAAGGGCUGUUAGGUCCCAGGCAGUGUGCCAGGGACUUUUUAUGUAUCAUCUUCAAUCCUCAUGAUAAAUCAAAAGCUAGUUGCUCUCAACGCUGACUCAUGUCUACCCCACAUGUGUUAGAGUAGAACAAUGCUCCACGUGGUUUUCAAUUGGCUGAAUUCAUGGAAGCAGACCUCCAGGCCUUUCUUCCAAGGUGUCUCUGGGUGGGUUUGAACCACCAACUUUUCGAUUAGCAGCGGAACACUUAACGCUUUGCGACAUCCAGGGACUCCAUAUCCUCAUAAUAGUCCCUCAAAUGAUGCGUUCUCACCCCAUCUUACAGAUGAAGAAACGGAGGCUUAUAAAAGCACCUGCCAGUAGUCACACUGUAAUAAAUGGUGCUGUGCUUUGGGGAGCUGGCUCGCCUUCAUGUUUUCAGUCCACACUGUGGCUGGUUUAUUUUCAUGUCUGUCCUCCCAGCCAGACCAGGAGGUACCCAGGACAGAACGGAAAUUUGAUUCAUCUUUGUGUCCCCAGCAUCUACUGUCGCACCUGGGUAGGUAGGACUAAGAAAUACCUGCUGAAUUAACGGAUAAUAAAAAAUGGUAAACUGAAGCCUUCUUGAAUAUGUGACAACUGCACAAAUCUAGAGUCGUUAACAUAUGCAGAUUAAACAGAGAGAUGUAAAUUAACAAAAUAUAUGGACGAAAAAACAAACCCAGUAAAAAUAUUGCAGUUUAAAAAAAAGGGCGGGAGGAUGAUAUUCUGCAUAGGUUAUCUGGCUAUUUUUAAGUUGAAUUGAAGUUUUUUAAAGCAGGAUAUCAAAAGACACUCAGAAUUUUAUAGCAACUCAGUUCUUAUCCCCACUUUUAAUAUUUUUAUUUCUUAUUACUAAAAUGUGGCCCUUAUUUUAAUGUGGCCCUUGUUUAAUGGAGAACAGAUUUUAAAUUAUACCCUCAGUGGCAAACUUUGUUUUAACAUUAAAAACUAUCUUUGAGCACAGGACCAAUGAUGGAACAUUUUUGCCAAAUGGACUCUUAAAAUUUAGCUCUCUGGCUGUUUAGACAAGUCCAGUGUUGGAGAGUUCUAGAGCCUGCUUUUGGACAGAUGUUCUC
This is a messenger RNA of Loxodonta africana (African savanna elephant), 6282 nucleotides long. It is a transcript of the gene IL10RB, whose product is annotated as interleukin 10 receptor subunit beta. Gene Ontology annotation, biological process: cytokine-mediated signaling pathway. Lineage: Eukaryota; Metazoa; Chordata; Mammalia; Proboscidea; Elephantidae. The transcript has 7 exons. Gene Ontology annotation, molecular function: protein binding; interleukin-10 receptor activity. Bases 82 to 1209 code for a protein of 375 amino acids. Gene Ontology annotation, cellular component: plasma membrane. The record is from RefSeq and is a predicted model, not a curated record.